Messenger RNA from Heterotrigona itama, 2451 nucleotides. The record is from the annotation of a GenBank genome assembly. Lineage: Eukaryota; Metazoa; Arthropoda; Insecta; Hymenoptera; Apidae.
GUUUUGUUUAUGUACGUCUUUGUCUCACUUUAGUUAAUGAUUGACAAGUGCACAAGGAAAAUGGGGAAGUAUAUAUUUCGUUAAGGUUAAGGUUAUACAACAUUAUUUUGUUAGUCAGUUUGUUUACGAUUCGACUAAUUUUUCCUACAAGAAGUAUUAAGUGAAUAACUCAACGAGAAUUCAUAUGUAGAGAAGCGUUCGAUAAAGCACAAAAUUUGUCGCCAAGAUGAGUAAGAUGUAUACAACCGCCAACCUUUCUGAUAAAGAAUUAAAGGAAGAAGGGAACCGCCUUUUCAAUCUUCACAAAUACGAGGAUGCUGCACACUGCUACACCAAAGCAAUUAUUAAAAAUCCAACCCAAGCACUAUACUUUACGAACCGAGCGCUGUGUAACCUGAAAUUGAAACGAUGGGAAUCGUCCUGUCUAGACUGCAGACGUGCUCUUGAUAUCGACCCAUGUCUGGUGAAGGGUCAUUUUUUCUUGGGUCUAGCUCUUCUUGAAAUGGAAUUGUUCGAUGAGGCUGUUAAACAUUUACAAAGAGCUGUGGAUUUGGCCAAGGAGCAAAAGUUAAAUUAUGGAGAUGAUAUGACCAGCAUUUUAAGGCAAGCGCGAAAACGUUGUUUCCAAUUGAGAGAAGAACAGAGAAUUGCACAAGAUAUUGAAUUACAAUCAUAUCUCAAUCAAUUGAUAGUAGAAGAUGCUGAACGAAGAUUAGCUGCUUUAAAGGAACAAGAAAUAGCUAAAGAUCCAGAUGAUAAAAAUGAAGCAGAAGCCUCAUCUAUCGAAUUCACAAGAAAGAAAGAAGAAAUAGAAGAAAAAAGAGAUAUGUGUAUGGCUCACCUUAAUGAUCUAUUUGCAAAAGUAGAUGAGAGAAGAAGGAAAAGAGAAGUACCUGAUUAUUUAUGUGGAAAAAUUAGUUUUGAAAUUUUGCAAGAACCAGUGAUUACACCAAGCGGAAUUACAUAUGAACGGAAAGACAUUGAAGAACAUUUACAAAGGGUAGGUCAUUUUGAUCCAGUCACUAGAGUUCGUUUAACUCAAGAUCAAUUAAUUCCUAAUUUAGCAAUGAAGGAAGUAGUAGAUACAUUUUUGCAAGAAAAUGAAUGGGCAUUGUAUUAUUAAUACAUAAGGUUACUGCCGUACUUUUACGAUCAAUGAUUGCGUAUGUCAUGAUUAUUUUUGGGUCCUAUUAAUUUGCAUAAAUGUGUAUGUCAUUACCUUGUUAGCAGUAAAUAGAUCAUGUAUUUAUAUGUGAAAUUCAAUUCAACUUUUUUCUAUCUUGAUUGAAUUUAGUUUAUUACUUGAACAGUCAUUGAUUAAUUAAAUAAGGUUGAUAAAUAAAAAUUUUAAUAACAAACGAAUAUUCCUUCAGUUGACGAUUUAUAUACGAAAUAUUAAAAAUAGCACACUCAGUACUCUUAAAUAGGAUGUUAAAUAAUAUAGGUCAUAUAAAAGUGUUAAAACUGUAUAUCUUUUUCUGAUAAAUAAUUAUUCUGAUAAUAAAUUUAUUGUUUGAUGUAUAAUGGAAUAUUUUAAUAUUUCCCAAUUAGAUAGAUAAAAAAUAUUGAUUUUGUAGUAAGUAAUUUUAAUUGUUUACUUACAUUAAUAUACAACAUAUAUAUUACAAUUAAUAUAUUUCACACAAUCUUAAAUACAUUUAGUUUAGUAUAUUACACAUUCUCUAAAAAUAAAUAUAUUUACACACAAAUACAAUAUAUGGACAUAACAUGUCAUGAAAUUAAUGUAUAUUAUUUCUUUUUCAAGUGAACAAUAUUAGAAAAAUAAAAGAAAAAUUUAAAGAAAAAUUACAUUUAAUGCAAUAAUAAUAGUAGUUCCAGCUACAACAGGUGGCAUAUAAUAUUGAUAAAAAGCUGGAUAAGGUGCUGCUCCCAUUAAAAGUAUAACCCAACCUGAGAAACAUAAUACACUGGAUAAUAUUUGAGAUCGAUUCUUAUGAUUAUUGGAAGGAAGUUGCACCCAUCCCAUUGUACUGCAUGUUACUAAAACUAUCCAGCUUUGUAAUAAUAAAGGAUCUUCAGAAGAAAGUUUCAUAUCAUAACUAAAACAAAUUUACAAAAACAUAGGAAUAUUUAACAAUUAAAUACUUGAUUUUUAUAAUAAGAUAAAUUGCAAACCUGAAAUUUUUUGCCCACACAAGUACAGAAGGUAUGGCUGGAAUAGCAGUAAAACACCAGAGUAUGAAAAGGAUAAGAUGAUUAAAUAUUUUUUGUCUUGUAUUUUCAUGCCCUUCAGAAUCAUUUUUCGCACUUCUAAAUCGUCGUAUCCAGUUAAAAUGUUGUAACGAAGCCAUUAAUAGUUCUUCUAAGUAAUCUUCAUACAUUUUUGUCAAAUUCAGAAAAUAUAGAAAAACUGAAAUUAGCAUAGCUAAACCUCCACAAGUUGCUGGGAUUAAAGAUAAAACAAGAAUUGCACUAAUAAAAGGCAACUGA